Alternaria burnsii is the source of this 1140-nucleotide messenger RNA. RefSeq lists its product as uncharacterized. The record is from RefSeq and is a predicted model, not a curated record. Lineage: Eukaryota; Fungi; Ascomycota; Dothideomycetes; Pleosporales; Pleosporaceae. The transcript has a single exon. The coding region runs from base 1 to 1140 and encodes 379 amino acids.
AUGUACAAGCAAAUCGUCACUCUCUCGCUCUUGUCUCUGACAUCUGCCCUGCCCCAACGGAACCGCGGCGGCGGCAACGGCGGCGGACAACGACAACAAGCAACCGCCUUUCAACAAGCCGCCCAAGUCCCCCAGGGCAUAAGCACUGCAACCGACGGCUCCAUGAUCCUCGACGACACAGUCAUGGUCAACAAUCUACCCAUCCGCUUCAAGAUCUCCGCUCCAGCAGACCAGUUCCUACCUGCGUCUGGCGUGCCCGGUGCAGCAGCUACCUCGUCCAAUGGCACGCUCGGCGCAAACGUACUGCUGCAUGGUGAUGGUGGACAGAGUUUCUUCGACAUGCCGAAUCAGGCCGUGCAGGCCAACACCAUGGGUGUCGCGCUUCUGGCACCCGAUGACAAUCUGUUCUGGGGCGGAGGUGCCGGCUUGCAACGAACGGAUGGUGUUGCACACGCGCAAGCCGUGAAUGACUUUAUCCAAACCGAACUCCCAGCACGUGUCGCGGUCAACAUGUCCAACAUUGUCUUCACAGGUGUCUCAGGAGGCAGUCUGAUGAUGUCUGGUUUCUUCAUCCCAGCGCAGAUGCAAAACUAUGCCAACUCGGCUGUGGAGCUAAACUGUGGUGGCAUGCCUCCUCAGGUCGCGUUCCAGAAUGCGGCCACUGUUAUGCAGCAGACGAGGAUACACUUCCAGUCUACACAGUCGGAGCUUCAGUUACUUCAGGGGAGUAUCCCACAAGCCGUCACAGCCUAUGAACAGCUAGGCGCAGACGCAGGUCUAUCUGCUGCACAAAUCAAUCAGCUACAGACUGUGGACAACACGCCGCAGGGAGGGCAUUGCGAGUUCGAUGGACAGGAUUUUGUGAGUGGUGUGCAGACCAUGUCGAGCAGCUAUGCAAAUGUUAUGCAGGGUGGCAAUGGGGCGGUGCAGGGUAUUGGGGCGCCGAGUACGGGUGUGGUCACGACGGGUGUUGUUGGAAAUGAGAACUUGCAAUUUGUGGGUGGGAGGAAGCGCGAGGUGGACGUGGAAGCGAGGAGCAUGGUACAGAUGCGGUGGGCGCAGGAUGUUGUUGAGGAGCCGGACUUUCAGAUGCUGGCGUGCGAUAGGAGUUCGUGCUCGGCUGACGAGCCUAGGAUCUAG